AUGGAAGUAAUCGUCAGGCGAGUUGGUACAACCAAAAACGAGGUGUUGUAUUUUGGAAAUCGAUCCUAUUGCUACGACAGACUUCAGAAGUAUAACCUUGCACUUGAAGAUGCUGAAACCUCCAUCAGACUCGCUGGUGACUGGCCGAAAGGUUACUUCAGAAAGGGAAGAGCACUCGUUGGAAUAAAGAGGUAUGCUGAGGCAGAAUCUGCAUUUGAACUGGUGCUGCAGCUGGAUAAAGACUGUGAUGAUGCUGUUAAUGAGCUCUUCAAAGUUCGUAUGUUUAGACUGAUGAGCAUGGGUUUCACUCAGCAACAAAGCUUAAUGGCACUCCAGCAACAUCGAACUGUCGAAGCUGCACUAGACUCUCAUUUAGUGUUGCAUUUUCAACGGUCAAAUUCUGCGAUUUUAGAGAUGCCUGAGGAAGAGGACCAUUUAUAUUUGAUCGACUUUCCUGUGAAUGGGGAUCAAACUGAGUUACCUUGCGCGUCAUUGUGGGUUGGAAAUGUCACUGUUCAUGUCAAGGAAAAACAGCUUAAAGAUCUGUUUAGAAUUUAUGGGGAGAUUGAAAGUAUCCGGGUACUACACGAACGGUUCUGUGCAUUUGUCAACUUUAAGUGCCACUUGGCAGCUGCUAAAGCAUUGGAGGCCUUGCAGGGCAAGGAGAUUGAGAACACAAAGCUGCUAAUUAGAUACCCUGACAGAUAUCUGAAUAAACGAAGCUCCCCAUUGCCGAAACCGUCUGUCCCAGUGCGAGCGUCACCUCAACCCCUAAGUGGGACCACAGCAGGCGGCAAACUGAAGAAGAGGCACCGAAUUUAGCAGUUUUAAUAGUUUCUUUCAAAUCUGGACACAGAGAAACCUCGUUGCAAUCAUUGUUUUCCGAUUGAACACCCAAUGAAAUGAAGGACGAUCUCAUGCAACAAUUGGAUGGUCGUUUCACACCUACUAAAUAAGAGUUUGCCAUGGUGCCAAUCUUAAGAAUUCGAAAGACAUCCAUUCUCAAUGACCAGAUAUAGCCAUUUGGCUUGGAAAGAUUUAAACAUUUCUAGUCUUGUAUCAUAUGUUGCGAUUCUAAGCUGAAGGUCGAGAAAAUUGAAAUGCCAAAUAUUUAUUAGAGUUACUAACUUGCUGUUUUUAAAAAUAUAUAUAUAGAAGUAUAUAUACUCUUAACUGUGCACAGCUGCCAAGCAGUAAAGAUUUGCAAUAUGUAUACAGGCCCCAGAGUAAUGUUUUUGAUAUUUGAGAAGGUUUUCUGUUGACCUGUGUGAAAAUUUUGUAAGUGUAAAUUCCAUUGUCACUUUGUACUGUCUUGCGGUUCUCAAACAUUGACUACUAAUUUCAACUAAUAGAGAAGUUUAGACUUUAGUCCUGUUGCACCAACUUGUUUUACAAACUGUACUCUCUCAAAUUGCCCAUUUUUACCAUAUGAUAAUAAAGCAUACAAACAUGGCUGUGA
This is a messenger RNA of Rhincodon typus (whale shark), 1459 nucleotides long. RefSeq lists its product as uncharacterized. The coding region runs from base 1 to 822 and encodes 273 amino acids. Gene Ontology annotation, molecular function: RNA binding; protein binding. NCBI's taxonomy places the organism in Eukaryota, Metazoa, Chordata, Chondrichthyes, Orectolobiformes, Rhincodontidae. The record is from RefSeq and is a predicted model, not a curated record. The transcript has 9 exons.